Messenger RNA from Anolis sagrei ordinatus, 1112 nucleotides. Its product is annotated as fibronectin type III domain-containing protein 8. The record is from RefSeq and is a predicted model, not a curated record. Lineage: Eukaryota; Metazoa; Chordata; Lepidosauria; Squamata; Anolidae. Gene Ontology annotation, molecular function: protein binding.
UCCCUUUGGAAGGCUUCAGCAAACCAGAAUCCCCAGCCAGGAGGGCCCCAUCCAUCUGAGUUUCUGGGAAUUAUCAGAGCAGUUGGUACCAGAAGCAGAAAUUACCUGGAAAGGAGAAGAAUUGCUUCCCAUACUAUGAAAAAACUAUGGCCUAUUUCAUCAGUUAUUAUUAGUGGGUUGCUCUGAGUUUUUUAGACUCUAUGGCCAGGUUCCAGUAGCACUCUCUCCUGACGUUUCACCUCCAUCUGUGGCAAGCAUCCUCAGAGGCAGAGGCGGCCCUAGGUAAUUUUCAAUGAUGCAACCUGGGCAAGAAGAGCAAGAAAGACUUUCAUCACACCUGCAACAAACUUCAUCCAAUCUCUUCUUCCUACUGGCAUGAUCUGACACUCAAUAGAAAAUGUACCAGCUAUACAGAGAUCAUCGUGGAUUUGGCAGUGACAGCAGUGACACAUCCAGCUCUAUCCAGGGCGGCAGCGCUGAGAGCCAAAACAACAUCCUCCGCUCAGCUAGCAGUUCACCACACAUGUUGGAUGCAUUGCUGGCUGAAUUGACGCUCCCAGAGAAAACUCCAGCCCAUAAGUCACCUCGGACUCGGCCCGGCCGCAGCAGCGCAGUCGUCCCAGUGGAUCUCAACAUGAGCGAUGGGGAGACAAGUGUCUCAGACAGUGGCUCAGAAUCCCCAGUAUGUGUGGAAAUGCCACCACAGCCCUUCAUUCAUGAGCACACCAGCAGCAGCUUCAAUGCUCAGAUCUCUUGGACAGGACCACAAAACCGCGAGCUUAUUUCCUUCUAUGAGCUUGAACUGCAGGAGGCCCGACUGGAUGGCCAAGGCAAGAAUAUCCACUGGUUUUGCUCACGGACUGAAGAGCACCUGGAGAACCUGAUUCCUGACACUAAGUACGUGAUCCGGGUGAGGGCUCUCAAUGUGGCAGGUGCUGGGAAGUGGAGUGCACCUUAUACGUUCAGCACAAUGCCUCCAGUGCCAGGCAUGCCUCUGGAUCCAUGUCCUGUCACUGUCACCGUGCGACGAAGCAGGAAGUCCCAGAAGAAAACUAUAUUUGUUUCAGCACCUUAAGAGGACCUGUAACAUGGCAAUAAAAGUCAGCAACUUC